Messenger RNA from Grus americana (Whooping crane), 555 nucleotides. RefSeq names its product folliculogenesis specific bHLH transcription factor (gene FIGLA). Gene Ontology annotation, biological process: regulation of transcription by RNA polymerase II; developmental process. The coding region runs from base 1 to 555 and encodes 184 amino acids. Gene Ontology annotation, molecular function: protein dimerization activity; RNA polymerase II transcription regulatory region sequence-specific DNA binding; DNA-binding transcription factor activity, RNA polymerase II-specific. The transcript is spliced from 4 exons. NCBI's taxonomy places the organism in Eukaryota, Metazoa, Chordata, Aves, Gruiformes, Gruidae. The record is from RefSeq and is a predicted model, not a curated record.
AUGGGGGAGGCCAGCGGAGCUGGGGGGCGGCCGGCGGGGGUCCUGCUGCCCACCCCGGCCCCCGAGGUGCUGGAGAUGGUGCUGAGCCAACGCUACGGCCCCCUGCCCCGCGCCGCUGCCAUCGCCCGCCUGCGCAAGCAGCCGGCCGGGGGCUACCAGCCGGCUGGGGACCUGGCGGAGGUGCUGGAGCGACGGCAAGCGGCCAACGCCAAGGAGCGCGAGAGGAUUAAAAACCUGAACAGCGGCUUCUCGAAGCUGAAGACCAUCGUGCCCCUCAUCCCCCGCGACCGCAAGCCCAGCAAAGUCGACACCCUGAAAGCUGCGGCCGAGUACAUCCGCCUGCUGCGCCUGGUUUUGGAGGAAACGGGGGGCUUUGAGCGGCAGGACACGGGUGCUGAGCAGGAGCUGGGUGACAGUGGGCGGGUGCCGCCGGGGGGGACCCCUGGGACCUGGCCUGGCAGUGCCCCCCCAUGCCCGUGGGGUCCCCCCGUCCUGCCCCCCUGCCCAGAGCCACCGCAGGAGAGCGGGGGGCCGGUUUUUCCUGCCAAGCCCUGA